Molecule: messenger RNA, 2817 nt
Organism: Xenopus tropicalis (tropical clawed frog)
Lineage: Eukaryota; Metazoa; Chordata; Amphibia; Anura; Pipidae
Product: serine/threonine-protein kinase N1
Exons: 7
Coding region: 1191-2024 (277 amino acids)
Molecular function (GO): kinase activity; transferase activity; protein kinase activity
Source: RefSeq, a predicted model, not a curated record
AUAUAUAUAUAUAUAUAUAUAUAUAUAUAUAUUAUUAAAUAAAUAUAUAUAUUUAUUUAUAUAGGAGAGUAUUUAUACUUUUUAUAAAUAGGUCUAAUAUUGUAUUUAUGGUAGUAAUAUACUGUGUAUCAUCAUAUUGAGACUAUAUUGUUCCAUUUCUGCAGAUUCAGAAGCUCCUGACUGUUUUGCUGGCGCGUCCAAUAACAGCGGACACAGUCAGGAGCAAGAUUCUGACCCAAAGGAAGAUGACAAUUCCACCUCUUCCGCUCUUCCAUCAGUAGUAAGUAGAUUCUACGGAUAUUAUUCUUUAACAGGCACAGGAGCUUAUGAGCCGUCUUAAGUUAAACAAAAGCCAAUGUGUGCAACUGGAUGAGAAAAACUUUUCUUCAAGGUUCGCACAUAUGAAAUUCAUGCAAUAUUCAUCCUGUAUAUAAUACUCAUUCAUCCUUUGUUUGCAGCUCCAAAUUCCUGAAUUGGGCUCAGAUUUUGACAACGAAAUACAGGGCGCAGAAGGACCAUCGAUCAGGUAUCUGAUUUGGGACGUAUUCUCUUGUUUUGGUUUAGAAUUGUAAGUUGCUUAUAUAUUCAAAUUUUAGAAUUGCCUAUUUUUGGGGUAUUAUCAGUAAGUGGCCAGUACCCUCUGGUGAUUGGAUACUACAGAAAAGUCAUGCAAUAAACUGUGUAUUAGAUUAAUCUUGACUGUGAACAGGAACAAAACAUAUUUUACCUUUUAUUUUUUUUUAUUUUUCAGCCCUGCUGAGCCCAGAUCUCCCUCACUUGAUCAUUUCGACCUGGGACAAGUGUUGGGAGAAGGAGGAUUUGGAAAGGUGAGCGACUCAUUGCACAAUUAGGUUUUAGUUACAACUGAUUUACCCAGUGUGUUUAAACUUUCUUUCUUCUGACUCCAGGUAUUCCUAGCCCAGCACAAGAACACCGAAGUGCUAUAUGCCAUCAAGGCCCUGAAAAAAGAUCAAGUUUUGGAAAAGGGCAAUUUGGACAGGUCAGUGAUAGGGGAGAGAUUAAUACCGGCCAUAUCUGUCUCAUGUUUUUCUUGUUAUAUUCAGCUUUAUAUGUAGCAUAUGUUUACUUUUUCUUUUGGUUAUUAACUGCUGUGUUGCCCUGUGUCUGUUCAUAAGGCUAAAGGGUAAGUGUAACGUUCCCUUGUGUGGGCUUCACAUGGUGAUAAUGGGAUGAUUUACCCUUACAGUGUCUUCCAUGAGAAGGAAAUCCUUCAGAGGGUAAGCUCUGCUGAACAUCCGUUCCUGGUGUCAUUGCAUGGAACCUUCCAGACGGCGUCUCACCUGUUCUAUGUGAUGGAAUAUCUCCCUGGAGGUGACAUGCUUGACUUUAUAAAAUCCGUGGAACUAGAAGAACCUGAUGUCAUGUUUUACACCGCAUGCAUUGUUCUUGGCCUGGAGGCAUUACAUCAGCUUGGCAUUGUCCAUAGAGAUCUAAAGCUGGAGAAUUUGCUGUUGGACCGGGAUGGCUACCUUAAGAUCGUAGACUUCGGCCUCAGCAAAGACAGAUUUGGAUACAGCGACCGCACAAACACCAUGUGCGGCACAAAAACAUACAUGGCCCCGGAGAUCUAUCUAAAACUUGGAUACGGCAUGGCCGCUGACUGGUGGGCCCUAGGAAUCACCGUUUAUGUUAUGCUCCUGUAUGAGUUACCAUUCAACCAUAAAGAUCCAGUCGAGCAAAUGAUGAGCAUCCUUUAUGAUGACAUCAGCUUACCAGAAGACCUUUCAGAGGAUGCCUCAACACUAAUAAAAGAACUGUUAGAAAAAGAUCCAGAAUUUCGCCUCGGUUCGGGUGACGCCGGGGCUGAAAUGGUUAAAGAGCACCCCUUCUUCAAAGAUAUGGACUGGGACCAUCUGUUGCAGAGAAGAAUAACGGCUCCUUAUGUACUGGAGAAUGAUGACCACCUGGAGAGCCAAGAGGACCCUGGAUGCCAAGCUCCAGCACUGCCACCACCUGCUGCAAGGAUUCCAUCAGAGCUGCAAGAGGCAUUCAGAGGAUUCUGAGAGAACAUCACAUACACCUAAAUGAACAUCGGCUAAGUAGACGGAAUAGAUGGGGAGGGUGGAGGGCCAGUCCAUAUCCAUAUAAGAAGUCCAUUCAUAUAAAAUGACGAGUGUCCCACCUCAAUAAGUUCUGACUGAGUAGGCUAAUGUAGGAAUAGUCUUCUCAUGCAGUGUAAAAUAAACAAAUCCUCACCUGUAUAACAGGCAAGUUAGAUCUAGUAGAAGGUAAGACACAAAUAAUGUAUUUUAACACCAAUAGCUGACACUGUAAAAUCCUGCCUGGAUUUGAACCAGCACCCUGCAGGUUACUAUGCAGUCUGUUAUAACUCUGCUCUAUGGAAGCAGAUAACUUGGUGCUUGGUUCAGUUUGCCCCACAGUACAUUAUGUCCUUUCCGGCUGGUAAAAUCAGGUAAAAUCUUACCUCGGUAAGAAACAAACCAACAGUUGUCACUACCUCACCUUGUUUUUAUUUGCUUCCUGGUUAGGUUGCAGUUGCCCACCUUGGGACAUCUAAAGAAGAAGAUAAUGCUUUUAUUUGCUUCCUGGUUAUGUUGCAGUUGGCCACCUUGGGAGAUCUAUAGAAGAAGAUGAAGAAGGUUUCCAUGUUUAUCCACCCCAAGGUAUGAAAAGUAGGUUUAUUCCUAAACUGUUGGAAUGAGGGGUGUAAUGUGGGGUAUUUGAUACAGCAAGAGGCAUUCUUCCCUAUGCUACAUGGAAAUCAUUUUGCCUCAAAUGUGUAUUACAAAUCAUACGAAAAAGGUUUAAUACUUUCUCUGCCAGUUAGAGUUCCCU